GAAACACUUCUCCAUUUCCUAAAUCCCCUCCCGCACAGCCUUUAGCUCUAACCUACCGUCUGUUUGAUCGACCUAAAGGCUUCGAGACGCUCUUCUCCUCUCUAUUCAACCUUUCCUGGUUCAUUUUUGGACUCCCCCUUCCCUUCAGUCCCCGCUUUUUCGCCGCCACUUUCAUUAUCUCCUCGUCAAAUCCCAGGCGCCAGAUUUAGCGAGCCCAAAGUUGACAGGCGAAGCUAACUCCAAACUAGCCCGGAUUUGAGUCACUUCACCGGGGCGUCAUCUCGUCUACCCGCCGGCGGCCGCUUGUGGAGAACUCCCCGUGAAGCUGACGAGUAUCUGCGGUGGGUUUUAUCGCUGGUAAGCCGGUUGUUUCCUAGCAGGCGUGCUCGAUUUAGCCUGCUAGCUAAUACCCCGCGUAUUUAGCCAACACAAGGCCUCAGUCCAGCCCCAAAAGCAUCUGCCACUGAGACUAUUUGCAUCGACGCGCAGUGAUAGUUGACAGCUUACCUGGUGACACUGCGACUUCUCCCUGAGGAGCCAAGAAGCAGACGGCUCAUGACUUCUGACCAGGACACGAAAGUAGUCGCUGAACCCCAGGUGCAGCACGUGCAAGAGGCAAAAGAGAACGCUCAUUUGGAAUCCGCCAAGGUUUCAGACCUCAACCCCAAUGCCAAAGCAUGGGCCAACCACAUGUUUAGCCUGGAGCCCAGUGGCAGCGCAGACAACACACAGCCAUGGAAGGACGGCUGCGAGAGCCCAGCCGACACCGGACCAGAGGGGUAUGAAACCAUUGAGGAGAAGGCCUAUAAGGAGCCCCUGGUGACAGAGCCAGAUGAGCCUCCUCCAGCCCCAGUGAUGCUGGAGGACCCUGCUUCUGUCCACUCCUCCUCCUCCUCCGAAGCCUACACAGAAUUCAGUGACCCCGGGCAGACAGUGCACACAGGCAGUGACACACAGCCCGAGUCUCCUCAGGAUGGACUGAGGGAGCACCUGAAGAAGACACUGGAGUUCUGUCUCUCCCGGGAGAAUCUGGCCAGUGACAUGUACCUGAUCUCACAGAUGGACAGUGACCAGUACGUGCCAAUCAUGACUGUGGCCAACCUGGACCACGUCAAGAAGCUCAGCACCGACGUGGAGCUCAUCGUCGACAUUCUACGCUCUUUGCCACUGGUCCAGGUGGAUGAGAAGGGGGAGAGGGUGCGGCCCAAUCAGAACCGCUGCAUCGUCAUCCUCAGAGAAGUCCCAGAGAGCACACCUAUAGAAGAGGUUGAGGCUCUGUUCAAAGGGGAUAAUCUACCGAAGUUCAUCAACUGUGAAUUUGCCUACAAUGACAACUGGUUCAUCACAUUUGAAUCAGAAGCAGAUGCACAGCAGGCAUAUCAGUAUCUCCGCGAGGAGGUCAAGACCUUCCAGGGAAAGCCUAUAAAGGCGAGGAUAAAGGCGAAGGCAAUCGCUAUCAAUACUUUCAUGCCAAAGAACGGUUACCGGCCAGUGGAGGUGAACCCGUACGCCCAGCGCCCGUACACGUCCUACUACAUCCCCCCAAUGUACAGCCCCCAGCAGCAGUUCCCCCUGUACAGCCUCAUCACACCCCCCACCUGGUCCACCACACACAGCUUCAUCGACCCAGCGCUGGUUGCACCUUUUCACAACAACCAGUUCCUAAACGGCUUCAACGGUUUCAAACCAGCCACAACUCCACUCACUGUCCGACACUACUCCCCCAGAAACAGGAAUCCCAGUAAAUCCCACUUGCGACCGGCCGUGCCCACAGCGGACCGUAGCCCUGGACUUCUGGACAGCCCGGGCCUGUUCCCCAGCUUCCCCACCGAGAGGCUGAACGGGGUCCGGAGCAGCCCUCCCACGCGCCUCCCCAACGCCCAGAGCAGGAGCCGGCCCCCCUCCACCACCCCCUUCCCCCGCAGGGACACCGUGGGCACGGGGCGGGUGUCCGAGCCAACCACCAACGACUUCGGAAGAGGAAGGAAAAAGAGGGACGAGAAGUUUACAAGAGUGACUCCCCCGUCACCACCUCCCAAACCCCCGUCUCCGAGGCUGGAGUUGGGCUUGUCCAGUUUCCCUCCUCUCCCUGGAGCAGCCGGUCAGCUCAAAACUGAAGACGUGUUUGAAAGCCGCCUGGCCAGUAGCGUUGUCAUCGGCAACACCAAGGAAAGGAAUGUAAACGCAGACUUGAGCUCUGGAGCCAUUUCUCCUUCGGGCCCCAAAGAGUCACAGCCAUCGUCCACUUCCCCCAAACCUAGCAGCCUCCAGCCAUCGACCGUCACCACGACAACCACACCGACUCCCAUCGCCACAGGAACGCCGCUCACCCCCGCCCCUGUCACCUCCACAGUCGAGGUGAAGGUGGCCGAGGUGAAGGAGACGCCUUUAGUGGAGCGAGUUCUUGGGACACCGUCUACUGCCAGUAAAUCUGUGCAGGUCAAUGGAGCUGCCACAGAGUUGCGGAAGCCAUCAUACGCCGAGAUCUGUCAGAGAAUCAAAGACUCGGCGUCCUCCUCGUCACAGGCAUCUUGUAAGGAGCCCAAACCCAGUGCUGAGGACCGGAAGUGCCCUGAGCCCCCCCAUCCCCCAGCAGGAGGUGACGCCCCCCUCACCACCUCCGCCGGCGCCAACAAGCCCCCCAGAGAAAGCCCCCAGCCCUUACCAGGACGAACGCCGCGGGACGCUCCCCGCCGACGAUGGGUCUCACCUCCUCCACUUCCAGGGAAAAGCAACAUCAAAGACCCCCACCACACACUGCCCAAGUCCCCCCAAUAAAGCCCCCUGCACCACCCUCCCACCCCAAACACGUCAGGGCUGUCUAUCCCAGAAUCAGCAUCAAAAAUCCAUCAGAGGAGGCGCCUUCUUCUGAUCAGGGCUCGCAGACAAAAGCACUUUACUGUGCACGUACAGCACCAUUUCAUUUGUUUUAGUCUAAUUUAUUUUAAUUUUAUUUCCUUUUUUGUUCAUUUAAUUUGGUGUCGAGUUUCGACAAGAAACAAUUGGGUGUUACAGGCCUUGUGGGAGUGGCAGCGAUGGCAUUGUCGUGCAGCUUUAUGUAGCUAAUAUUAUCAGAACAUAUAACAUCUCAUCCUCCCAUUCGUACGUUUACAAUAUGAUUGUGAAUCAUUUUUUAUUAUUUUUUAUUAGCUGUUUCCUCCAAGUUUGAGCUUGCCUAAUCCUGCUGUGGUUUUUAUUGGUUGCUAACUACUGCUUUCUGCAUUGCACGACAGUAAAGAAAAAGGGGCAUUCAAAUCUGAAACCAAAACCUUUAAAACACCUGAUUUUUCAACCUACUGGCUUAGAAUUUUUUAAAUAUUUGCAAAUAAGUCCUUUCAAAAUGGUGGAACAAAUACACUGACACACAGCUGUCAAAUCCAUGAGGUUAAUUCUGUGUACAAGACUAGGGUAGAUUUGGUGAAGUUGACUGCUGCCCUUUGGCUCCGUUUGAAUAAGUGCAAAGCUCUGGCAUGUUUCGAGUUUGGUGUUUCAGAAAUGAUUCUGUAGUUUUAUUAGAGCUCUAUCUGCAAAGCAAAAUGACAACCUGUAUUUGAAAAAGGGACGUUUGGAGGUCCCAUCUGCUGUAAUGACGCCUUUUAGUGGAGUUUUCUGAGAGGUUUUAGGUUUGAAGUUGUAAAGUGUGGGUUUUUUGAAAGUUGAAGUGAUUGGAUUUAGUUGGAGCCUUGUUGAGUAAGGGUUUGAGUGACGUUGAACAAGUUGAUGGGUAAAUGCAACAGAAAAACUUGAGUUAAAUGCAAGACUUCUUCAUAGUCUCUUUCUUGAGUCUGUACCACUAUUAAGUCAUUGUCCACAUACUUCCCUGCGUCUGUCCUCCUUUAAUGAGCAAAACGGGACGAGAUUAACUGAAGCACAUCGAGGCACCAACACUUUUGUUUAAAAUAGUCCAGUCUAAUGGUCCAUCCAAUCCACUUUAUUUAUAUAGCACAUUUCAUAAACCGUUUCCAAAGUGUUGCACAGAUACACAGUAACAACUACAACUAUCAUAAUAAAAAUAAACAAAGCUUAGAUUAAUCGUAUGAAUCUUAAAACAAUAAAACCAGUAAAAUCAGGUAAAAGCAACCUGAGGGCCUAACUUGAGUAUCGGUCUGUAGCAGCCACUCGGACAGAAAACAAGUUGAAGUCUUGCUUGGAGAAAGAAGUCCUCCUAAAAACGAUAUAAUAAAACAAUAUUUAUAAACCCAAAUAUUACCGACAUAUUGAAAUUCUUCUUACCGUUUUCUUACCAACACAUUUUGCAUUCAUGAUCUGAAAUUGAUUUAGAGUAAAAACAAAGAGCUUUAACAAGAGCUAAUGGUUGAUUCAGUGUUUUUUUAAUUAGGAGUGAUCCAGCCAUGAUAAGUAUGGAGUAAGUACAGUCUGAACAGUGUAUAUAAACCCACAGUGGACACAGUCGGACAAUAAUCACACACAACCUGAAAAUAUGACUUCAUUUCGGAAAAAAACUUAAAGAUGGUCCUUGGAAUGCGUUGUAGGAAUGUCCAGAGAUUCCUCCUGAGACUGACCCUAUAUGUACAGUAGCAGAAUAGAUUGUAGUGGACAUCUACAGUCAAAAAUGUUCCCAUAUAGUCUAAAAAAAGAACUUGGGCUGGACACUGGGAUAAGAAAAUCUCACUUUGUUGCUCUAUACAUAACAUAAAAACUAACUACACUGUUCAACACUGCUAAAAUAUGAAAUACAGGCAUUCAAACUCCACAAAUGAUAUGAAAGAAAGUUGUUAAUAUAGAAAUUAUCUGAACCAAAUCUAUCAGAUCACCCACACACCCUCUAGUGUCUCCCAUAGAAGCGCCCCGUUGUCUACGUGACCAACGGGACCGGGCCCAUUCCACCCCUGGGUCUUUGUGUGCUUGGGUUAAUCUUGCUCCACCUGAGAUGCAAACCUCCAUUUUGUCACAAACCACAGCCGUGUUCAUUUUCAAAAGCCUUGUGGGACCUCGUAUGUCCCGCCAAAGUCUUCCUGAAUCUACAAACAAAGCAUAUUCUGAGUAAUUCUAUAAAGGGAGCAUUCUGGGUAAUCCAAUAAAGGACGCCAAUGUGCUCAAGGUAAAUGAUAAAUGACAAACUCCUGCUCAUAGCGUUUCAUUUGGAGGCAUAUUUUCGUUUGAAGGACUGAAAUGCACUUGGAUGGCUCCAUUAGCGAUUUCAUUUUUUCUCAUUGGUGGAAAUGGUAAAAGAGGCAAACCAUAUCCGCUUAUAUUUAUAAACCAAUGCUGUUUGUUCCAUGAGAAAUAUUUUGUUUUGAGAAAAUACAUAGAGAUGCCGCUCUAUAUAUUUACGCUAAAUGUAAAGAAAUGUCCAUCCAGUGUUUGAGAAACUUGAAUUUUAUUUAAACUUGAAAAAUGACUUUGCCUUAACUUUUUAUACAAGACAAGCAUAGAGUUUAUUUCUUUUGAGAAACCCCCUUGAGUGUGGAGAGUACCCCCAGAGUUCAAAUCUAGACGCAUUUUCGUUUCUUUCCCUUGAUUUUUGUACAAAAAAGUUGAAUUAUUUAGUUUUUGUUUGCGGGAAAGAAUAUUGUAAAUGCAAAACUAGUCAAUACUGUAUUAAAUCUGUGCACUUUGAAGUGUGUGCUUUGCCUGUACAGUUGUAAAUAAUCAGAAAAUAUAAGGGGUACCUUAAAAUGAUUAUAAAAAUAUAUUGAUCUUGUUGAAUUAUUAAUGUUGAGCUGGAUGUAGUAUAUAAAAAAAACUUAUUGUUGUGCUUUCGGAGAUAUUUUCUUCAAGGUUUUUGUUCAUUUUGUUUGCGAAUGUUUGAAUUCUGAUUGUAUGUUGUUUUUUUUUCUGUCUCAUUCCAUGGUUUGUACCUGUCCAGGUGUGAACAGGUGUGACUUAAGCCCUGCCCCCUGCUGCCUUUAGUUCAGUUUGUGGUACUGACAAAGUGCCCACAGAUGUCUUGCGUUUUCAGGCAAACCCAGCGAUGUGACGAUGGCGAUGGGCGAAUUUUAAGAAACUGAAAAAAUAUUCCUGUAAAUACUGACAUAGAUGGCUAUAUGUACCGAUGUUUAACUUUUUCACCUAAAAACACAUUUUUAAAAUCACAUAAUCGCUUGAUUAAAAAAAACUACAAAUGCCCAAGACAUUUCUGAGUAAAUAUUUGUACAUGUAGUCACGUUUUAAGACUGGAAUAAACACGGUGGCCAAAGAAGUGAAAAACUCAGAUCCUUUUCAUGAUAAGAGUAGCCGCUAAAUUUCACCUUUACCCAAUUUAAAAAGUGCAUCAGUGAAUUAAGUAUUUUUUUAAAUUUAGAAACAAAAAUGGAUGGAUUUUAAAAGUAAAUCUCAUGCUGUGGAGGUGCUUCAUACUUAAUAAGCCAUGUGUGGUACAGGUACUGCAAUAACAAAGACGACUUUAUUAUGUUUGACAGAAACAUAGAAGUAGCUUUAAUAUCGGACGAUCUCUUUUCAAAACUAAACCAAAAUACUUCCUUCCACUUCCUCCACAGUUCUCUCAGUCUUAUCACAUUGAACCCUAAGCACCCCAUAGUAACAUUGAACUUCCCUGACAUAUUAGCUUAAUGUUAAUACACCACCUGUUUGUAAAAUGAGCACACAAUUCACAUUCUGACCUCCGUUGUUUAUUCCAGUUGUGACAAUGUAUAAAAGCAUUUGAAGUUUGAAGUAGUGGGGUUGUCAAAAGUAUUAAAAAUGACAUACUAAUCGAUACGGAAACUAAUAUCAAGACUAGAUACCGCAAAAAAAUCACAUUAACACUACAAAAUUUGAGCUUUCCUGCACAGUUUUAGUGUAAUUUUGAGCUUCAUCCGAACAAAUGUAAAACCUAAUGUUAAGAUGAAGAAAGUACUAUUAUUUUGUAUAUAAAAAUUACAUUCUGGCAGCAUUGUGGCAUCAUAAUCGAGUUUGAAAUUGUAGUAUCGUGACAACACUCAUUCGCUGAAGCCGUACGUCCUGGGUGGUGUCGUGGUCUGUAAAGCGGUGAUGUCUGGUGGGCACUAGUUCUCUGGUGCUUAGCAAAAAAUCUGAUGCGUUUUCUGUCUGCAGUUCAUCAUGUGACCAAAACAAGUGAAGCCAUUUUUGCAAGGCCUGAAUAUUUAAAUGAACGUGAAACAGCAUCGACACAGCUCAUGACUUGUGCAGCCUACGCAGUUUAGCAAAAGGCAGUUUUAGUUUGGGUUUAAAGGUUCUAUAUUACACAAAAUGCGUGAGCGUGAGCUUUAAGUCACGUUCUAAUGCUGUUAACUCAUCAAAAAACAGACCUGGAGUUGUGUUUUGCUUCAUUUCACACGUUUGAGUAACACUUUAUCAGUCUGGCUACAUAUUCACAGCUCAAAAUGUCCUUUUCCACCUUGUGAUGUCAUCAUGUGGCAGUUUUCAAGUCAACAUCUACGUUUUACCUUUAGUUUCAACAGAAAUCGGCAAUUCCUUGGUUUAAAUCAUGCAACUUAUUCUCGUAAAAAGAAAUAAAUAUGCAGCGUUUGUGCGUUAAACAUGUGCGAAUGAAACAAAACACAACUCCAAGUCUGUUUGUGAUGAGGAAACAUAAAAAUGAUUGGACAAUAGCGUAAUAUAGGCUCUUACUUGUUGGUUAGGCGAUGAAAUAGAAAGAUGUUUAGGGUGUAAAUUGAGCUGUUUGAUUUUUGUGGCCUGGAUUUUGUCUUUAAAACUCAUUUUGGAGAGAUUUUCCCAGUACCAAAAUCUAUGCACGCAACGACUUGUUGGCGAGGUUGGCAGAAGGCCGAUUCAUAUUGAUUGCAUGAUGAAUCUAAAACUAUAAAAAGCACAUAAAAAACACAGAAAACGCAUUAGAUCUACUGCAUUUUUGUGAAAAGAUGGGAAUUGGAUUUUUGAGCAAAUUUUAAAUGGGCUACAUUUAAACUAAUUCCUGUCGCACGAAACUAUUCAAAUUAGCCAAAAAUAUAGCGCUGCUCAUCUCCCGUUUUGGGUUGUUCAUCUGUUCCCUUUUUGAUGUCUGUCAGCUUUUACAAGAAAUCAAUGUACAAAUGUUUAUUUUGGGGGCUUUUAUUUUUGUUUAUUUUUUCUGAUAAUGGAAGGGAGAACGGAGCCCGGGAAGGUAGCGGCUCUUACGGAGAUUUGUGGCACAUAUCGCUAACCUAGCUAACAUCACACGGACACACUUCAAAAUCUACCAAAAACUGUGCCAUUUCUGUCAUCUUUUACACUCACUGCAAUGGAGGAGCUUGAAAUGAAACUUUGAAAUGAGACAUGCUAGCGUCGUUUUGCACUAUCUGAGACCUGAUUGGACGAGCCACACGGAUAUACAAAACUGCAUGGGUGGGGACUUCCUGCCGUUUUCUAACUGUCCAACGUGGAUGUCGAACUGUCACAGGUUCUCGCAGUUUGCCGCCAAAAUGAACGCUAACUUUCUGAAUGGACUUCUCGGGAAGCCUCGAUCUCUGCUUGCGGUUUUGACAGUGCCAUUUUGAAGUUCCUUGUGUAAAAAUGGACCGCUGCUUUUUUGAUCUUUUUGUUUUGUUUUUUUUAAACGAUACUACCGAAUGCAACAGACUGGACUCCUAAUCAACUCACUGUGGUUCUAACACUCACUAACAGCUGUGGACAAUCGAAAACUCCGGCUGCGUGUAGUUUGCUAACUUUGGACCAUUUAGCCGGCACGACGACACGCGGAGAUUUGUGUUCAAAGAGGGCUUCUUGGACUACUGUUUGUGUUUUGGUUACGUUUUCUUUGGUUUACUUUCGGGGCUAUUCUUCCAUGGAGACUGGAAUCAAGCGCUCAUGUCGGCUCUAGAUCAUUUAAGUUACUCUUGUGUCAUGAUGUAAAACUGUCUAAUUUGGAGAAAAAUGUAGCUUACUGAAAAAUAAAGAUUUAGGCACUGAUGAGAAA
Messenger RNA from Periophthalmus magnuspinnatus, 8839 nucleotides. Its product is annotated as la-related protein 4B. Bases 556 to 2778 code for a protein of 740 amino acids. Gene Ontology annotation, biological process: positive regulation of translation. Gene Ontology annotation, molecular function: mRNA 3'-UTR binding. The record is from RefSeq and is a predicted model, not a curated record. Gene Ontology annotation, cellular component: cytosol; cytoplasmic stress granule. The transcript is spliced from 17 exons. Lineage: Eukaryota; Metazoa; Chordata; Actinopteri; Gobiiformes; Gobiidae.